Messenger RNA from Hordeum vulgare subsp. vulgare (domesticated barley), 2574 nucleotides. RefSeq names its product phosphatidylinositol/phosphatidylcholine transfer protein SFH8. The transcript is spliced from 15 exons. The record is from RefSeq and is a predicted model, not a curated record. The coding region runs from base 368 to 2185 and encodes 605 amino acids. NCBI's taxonomy places the organism in Eukaryota, Viridiplantae, Streptophyta, Magnoliopsida, Poales, Poaceae.
UCCCCUUCAGUUACCUACCCCAAGGAGCAAACCGAGCCGGGAGAGGUGGGGGAGACACAGACGCAGCAGAGCUCCACCCGAGGGGAGAAAGAAAGCUCCGACCUCGCUCCCGCCUGCCUGCCUGCCUGCCGUCCCAAGCCAAGAUUCUCUCGUUGCAUCGGCGUAAAUGUAACUCCCCUGCUCCCUCCAUCCCUCAUCCAUCAGAAAUCUGGAGUCGUGCGCUUCUUCUUCUUCUCCUUCCUACGUGCGCGUCGUUUCCUUUGGUUUCUCUUUCUUGGAUCUGCCUCGGCGAGGGAUUAAGCGGGGGAUAACAAGACCGCCAUUCGAACGCGAGCUGGUGCCCAAGGAGUUGAUUUUGGAGGAGAAAAUGUCUGUGAUCCAUGCCGACGACAUCGAGAUAUCGCUGUGCGACGGCAACUCGGAGGACGAGCGCCGACGCCGCAAGAUAGGGUCGCUGCGCCGCAAGGCCAUCCACGCGCUCAAGAAGCGCGGCAGGCGUCGCGUCGACUUCCGCUUCCCUCCGGCCAUCUCCAUCGAGGACGUCCGAGACGCCGAGGAGGAGCGCGCCGUCUCCGCCUUCCGUGAGCGCCUGGCCGCGCACGGCCUCCUCCCCGACAAGCACGACGACUACCACAUGAUGCUAAGGUUCUUGAAGGCGAGGAAGUUCGACGCCGAGAAGGCAAUGCAGAUGUGGGCAGACAUGCUGCGAUGGAGGAAAGAGUUUGGGGCCGACACGAUCCUUGAGGAUUUUGAGUUUGAUGAACUGGACGAGGUGCUGUGCUACUACCCUCAGGGCUACCAUGGUGUCGACCGAGAAGGCCGGCCCGUGUACAUCGAGAGGCUCGGCAAGGUCGACCCUAACAAGCUCAUGCAGAUCACCUCCGUGGACAGGUACAUCAAGUACCAUGUGCAGGAGUUUGAGAGGGCCUUCAGAGAGAAGUUCCCUGCCUGCACAUUGGCUGCCAAGAGGCACAUUGACUCCACCACCACCAUCUUGGAUGUCCAGGGUGUGGGUUUUAAGAAUUUCUCCAAGACUGCAAGGGAGCUAGUACACCGCAUGCAGAAGAUCGACAGCGACUAUUAUCCUGAGACGUUGCAUCAAAUGUUUGUUGUAAAUGCGGGCAGUGGAUUCAAGUUGAUCUGGAACAGUGUGAAGGGCUUCCUUGACCCAAAAACUUCAUCCAAGAUUCAUGUUCUUGGUUCGAACUAUCAGAGUAGACUUCUUGAAGUAAUUGACGCAAGUGAGUUGCCAGAGUUCCUCGGUGGUUCAUGCACCUGUAUUGACAAGGGAGGUUGUCUUGGGUCUAACAAGGGGCCAUGGAAUGACCCUUAUAUCUUGAAGCUGAUACACAAUCUGGAAGCUGGUUCUGUGAGGGAUAUCAAGCCAGUUUCUGAAGGCGAAGAAAGAAGUGAUUCUUCUCUUAGACUGGAACAGUUGAAGUGGCAAGGCAUGAUGAGUGAUGCAUCAAAUGCUGAAUCAGGGUCGGAUGUUGAUGACUUUGGAUCCUCAUUUAUUCCGAAAGGUGCUGAGUAUGGGUCCCUCACUCCAGUCCAUGAGGAAGUAAAGGGCAUAGAUUCAACUUACUAUGUCUGUUACGAACAGAGUUCCCUGGAAACGUCUCUUGAAACUGGUAGGAGGCAGCGGCGAACAACUGAAAUCAUGCCAAAACAACUAGCUGAUAACCGUCAAUUUUCCACCAAUGGAAGCCCUCGUGAUUUAGUGAGCAAUGCUGGCAAACUGGAUGGUUCAAUGGUCCGAUGGGGUUUUGAGAAUCUUGUCAAAGUUGUGACAGCUUUGAUCAAGCUAUUCUCCUUUUUCCGGCUUUUCAUCUCUAGUAGAACAGUGAGGAGGCUUGAAAACGCCCACCCUUCCAUUAUGCCAGUCCCAGCCGCAGAGAAGCCACAGCCCCGGACCAUCAGUGCGGAUGAUAUGAGUGCUUGCUUACGGCGCAUUGAAAAUCUUGAAUCUGUUUGCAAUCAUCUUGCAAGCAAGCCACCAGAGAUGCCCGAGGACAAAGAGAAACAAUUACUAAACUCGUUGGAGCGCAUCAGAUCCAUCGAGGCUGACCUGGAGAGGACCAAAAGAGCACUGCAAGUGACGGUGGCGAAGCAGAAUUCGUUGGUGGAGACUCUGGAAGCUGUACAGGAGUCGUCGAGAGUGAAGAGGAGGUUGUUCUGCUCAUAGGACGAUCUGAUCUGCUCGGAUCCGAGGCACCAACCAUAUCGACAUUAACAGUGAAGCUGCCAGCGCCAUUUUUGACCACCCCGUCCGGCUCGAGAGAAGAACGAAAGAGAAGAUACCAUACGACGAUGCUCGUCGCUUCCUUUCGGAACCUCAUCAGAUCUCUAAUUUUUUUGGUUAUUAUUAGUUCAUAUUUUGAGCCCCCCACUAGCCCCUCCUCCGUUCCUUUGCCUGGUGGUGAACGCCGUGCAGCAGCGCAAUGUGCUAUGCUUUUUGUUGGCCGAAAGUGUAUGAUGAAUACUCUGCUGCGGCUGCCUUGUGCGGGAAUCGAAUCCAUCGAGGUUUGACCGACUGACCCCAAAGAACAGCGGGUGUCAGGCUUUGCCGCUGAA